AUGCGCGAAAUGAUCUUCAUGAACAAUCAAUUCUCCGGCCCUGAACUACACAUAGAUCGGUUCGUUUUACACAACUACAUGCCAUCCAAUACCACCAUACAAUUCCACGGUGUUGAGCAGCGGAAUACUCCAUGGUCUGACGGUGUUCCUGGUCCUACCCAAAAGCCGAUCCAGCCAGGACGUAGCUGGACAUACCGUCUGAUCGCAUACCAGUACGGCACUUACUGGUAUCAUGCCCAUGCUCGGGGUGACGUGUCCGAUGAUCUCUAUGGGCCCAUUAAGAUCAAUCCUGGUCCUGAUGUGCCUCAACCCUUCCAUCUUAUCUCGAACAAUAUGCAGGAUAUUGAAGCAAUGCAGAAAGCGGAGAAAAACCCCUAA
Molecule: messenger RNA, 378 nt
Organism: Penicillium coprophilum
Lineage: Eukaryota; Fungi; Ascomycota; Eurotiomycetes; Eurotiales; Aspergillaceae
Product: Multicopper oxidase type 2
Exons: 3
Coding region: 1-378 (125 amino acids)
Molecular function (GO): copper ion binding; oxidoreductase activity
Source: RefSeq, a predicted model, not a curated record